Messenger RNA from Nanorana parkeri, 1567 nucleotides. RefSeq names its product VPS33B interacting protein, apical-basolateral polarity regulator, spe-39 homolog (gene VIPAS39). NCBI's taxonomy places the organism in Eukaryota, Metazoa, Chordata, Amphibia, Anura, Dicroglossidae. The transcript is spliced from 17 exons. The coding region runs from base 8 to 1567 and encodes 519 amino acids. Gene Ontology annotation, cellular component: cytoplasm. The record is from RefSeq and is a predicted model, not a curated record. Gene Ontology annotation, biological process: intracellular protein transport; vacuolar transport.
GCUCCGGAUGUCCCGGGUCAAGGAGGAUGAAGAUUACUGGAACACCUCCAAGUGUAAGGCGUUCACCUUUGAUGAUCACGAUGAGGACGGACUGUCUCAGCUGAAAGAAUCGAAGCGCGCUGUGAACAGCCUGAAAGCCUUCGUGGAGGAAGAUGACGAGGACUGGGAGAGGUUCACCUGGAGCGGGGAGCCGGUGGGGAGUAUCUCUUGGUCUAUAAAGGAGACGUCCUCCAGCAGCCGGGGACUGGACACAAGGACUCCGGGGACAGAGAAGUCUCGGCCUGAGCCGUCCUCCUACCUCCCCAAGCCGGUGUCCUCCUAUUCCAUCGGCAGCCUCUUUAAAGGAAAGUCCCGGCAGAGCAGCUUCCAGUCCUUGUCUGACGUAUUCCAGGACUACAAUGGGGAAUGGAGCGUUGAGGACACAGUGCGGAGGAUGAGCAGAGGAAAGGUCUGCUCCCUGGAGAGGUUCCGCUCACUCAAGGACAAGCUGCAACUUCUGGAUGAAGCCGUCCGACUCCACGAUGGAAAUGUCAUCACUGCUGUAAGUAGAAGGCGGGUCUCGUCUGCAUUUUAUAGAGGAAGGAGCGUACUGACGUCUUUGUCUCUGUUCGGCGCAGAGAUUCUGUUCCGGGAGGUGAAGGAGAGACCGGAGACUCUGCGACAUUUCAUUCACUUCCUGAAGGAGACGGAAGAGCAGCAGCUGCUCCUGGAGCUCCUCAGUGGGCGGAGACUUCCUCACCUGUGUCUGUUCCUCCGCAGCCUCCCCUUCUCCCCGGACGAUGCGGCUCACGUACAGGACCAUUACACCCUCCUGGAGAGACAGAUCAUCAUCGAGGUGAAUGAUAAACACUUGGAGGCCUCUGGACAGGAAAUCUUCCGCAGACACCCCAGGAAAGCGUCUCUGCUCUUCAUGCCGCUGGUCACCACCCUGUUCUAUUCCUGUAUCUACCACUACACCGAGGCACAGGGAACCUUCAGCAGUCCUUCUAAUCUCCGGAAGACCUUCAAGGUCCCAGAGAAGCUGUAUAUUCUCACCGCGCUGGCCGCACGUGCCAAGCUGCGGGCGUGGAAUGACGUGGACGCGCUUUUCACCUCGAAGAACUGGUUGGGUUACACCAAGAAGAAAGCGCCAAUCGGCUUUCACAGAGUGGUGGAGAUUUUACACAAGAAUGGGGCCCCGGUACAGAUCCUCCAGGAAUACACGCGGCUGGUGGAGGACGUGGAAACCAGAAUAUCGCUGGGGACGAAGUACAAGUGCCACCAUGUUGUAAUCGAUACGUACAGAGACCUGAAGGACCGGCAGCAGCUGAUGGUUUAUCGGUGUAAGGUGGAUCGCGGAUCUCUGGAGGAAGACAAAAUCGACCAGAUUCUCGGCAACACCACGUACAGAGACCUGAAGGACCGGCAGCAGCUGAUGGUUUAUCGGUGUAAGGUGGAUCGCGGAUCUCCGGAGGAAGACAAAAUCGACCAGAUUCUCGGCAACACCGAAGUAGCUCCUCCUCCCGGGGACGUAUGUUCAGUGCGUUGUCAGGGAGACGUUGCCGCCGUUGCUAUGGAAGCCGCGUGA